AUGGCGAAGCAAUCGAUGCACACCAAGUCGCGACUCGGUCACAAACUCGCGCUCACACUUGAAAUGCUGAAGAACGUCGUCUGCUAUCCUGCACUUUUUCUCUUAGUUUACGCAGUACUCAUUUUGUUUGUUCAAUUACGUGGAUUUGACCUCCGCGUGUGUUGUGUCAUCUGGACGGUGGCAGACAUUGCAUCUGCUUUGAUGAAGGGUUGCCAAAGUAGAAGCUGUCAGAAGGCAGUUCAGACCGAUGAUUAUGUGGAAGAAGAAGAAGAGGACUCUGCGGAAACAUCUGAUGCGAAGUUUAUCAGAUUCAAGGGAAUACUCAAUUUCUUCGCGCAUAGAAGUCGUUCAAUGUGGACGUUACGGUCACAAACCUUAGUAGGGGAAGAAACGGGAGGAGCAGCCGCUGACACGAGCUAUGGAGUAGAAGAAAUUCCUGAUGGAUGCGAGUGGGAAGGAAGGGACGUGAAUAAGGCAAGGGAGACUAAGGGAAUGAAUGAGACACCAAAGCCAAGUUGUUCUUGUUUUGUCACCGAGACGGUUACACAAUCCACGGAGGCAGGAGAAGAGGCAUUGCGACACAGGCAUGCCUGCACGUACAUGCUUAGACCGAGCAGCAGUAGUAGCAGCGGCACAGACGUACGCUAG
Molecule: messenger RNA, 648 nt
Organism: Echinococcus granulosus
Lineage: Eukaryota; Metazoa; Platyhelminthes; Cestoda; Cyclophyllidea; Taeniidae
Exons: 3
Coding region: 1-648 (215 amino acids)
Source: RefSeq, a predicted model, not a curated record